AUGGGAAUGAAGGUUGCCAAGAAGUACAACCAGAAUGCUCUCGUCAAUCAAGCUCGCAGUCCCCAACCUCCACCAAACACUACCUUUUCAGAGCGCAACCUGGACCCAGCCCUGCACAAGGAGGAUGACGUUGUUAGGCAAACACUUCAUGCAAGGCUGGUAAGAUCCAAUGUGGAGGACAGUGAAGCUAACAGUAGUGGCAGCGACAUUGACGUUGACAAAGACGACGAAGGAGACGGGGGAGAUGGAGGACACAGAGGAGAUGAAGGAGACAACAGAGACAACAGAGACAACAGAGAUGAGGGAGACAACGGAGAUGAGUUGCUUUUCAACGGUUUUAAUUGCUUCUCAAAUCUCGAGAAGGCAAGUUUCAAUGACUCUUUCGAUGUGGGCGAAAUCCUUUCAGAUCAAAACAGCAAAGUCUCCUUCAUGGAGAAGCUUCGGGUGUCAUUCAAUGAACACAAGGAAUCAGUACUAGUAGCUCACUCUACACUGGCUCUUUCAGCAACCGCGGGCACCUCUGAGUUGUCAAGUAGCAAUACAACUGACCUUGGUGGGGUUAUGAGGAAGAAACGCGCAGCAGCAGACUCAAACUCAAUCAUGCAUACCAACGCACACUUGACGACAGUUUGGUGA
Messenger RNA from Suillus clintonianus, 636 nucleotides. RefSeq lists its product as uncharacterized. The coding region runs from base 1 to 636 and encodes 211 amino acids. NCBI's taxonomy places the organism in Eukaryota, Fungi, Basidiomycota, Agaricomycetes, Boletales, Suillaceae. The transcript has 2 exons. The record is from RefSeq and is a predicted model, not a curated record.